GUUCGCAAGAAGCUCACUCUUCAGACUAAGCAGCACGCCGCGGGGCAGAAGGACGAUCUCAACACCCGUAUGGAGUUUGUCAAGAAGGAGACGGCCUCUGAGGAGAUGUGGAAGACGAGAUUGUUGCAGCUCAUGAUGGCAGGCCUUUAUGCCACGUUGUCCAUGUCUUUCCUGCGCAU
This is a messenger RNA of Symbiodinium pilosum, 179 nucleotides long. The record is from the annotation of a GenBank genome assembly. NCBI's taxonomy places the organism in Eukaryota, Dinophyceae, Suessiales, Symbiodiniaceae.